GACCCAUAAAUAGCCCAAAGGCCGAAAGACAAAAACCCCAAACUACCCGCUACAUUGUAAUUCUGAUCACCCCGCGGAGAGUCAGUGACAGAGUAGGAGGAGAAUCGACGAGAAAAAAAUAGUGCUCUCCAAUGAAUACUUCUCUACUCAACGAAGCCUUGUUGUCCAACUCCUACGACAAGAUUGCGGAUAUUUGUGACAAUCUCAUGCUUCAGGGUGCUGCUGAGGGAAUCGAAUUUCAAGAUGAAUGGCCGUAUGCGAUUCACCUUCUAGGCCAUAUUUACAACAAUGACAUUAAUAGUGCACGAUUUCUGUGGAAGAAAAUACCUGCAGCCGUAAAGGAGGCCCGGCCGGAGGUGGUGGCAGUUUGGAGGAUUGGGCAGAAGCUUUGGACAAGGGACUAUGUCGGUGUGCACGAGGCUAUUCGUGAAUUCAGCUGGAGUCCUGAGGUUCAGCCCAUCGUGGCUUCCUUUGCAGAAUUAUACAAAAAAAGAAUGUUUGAGCUCCUGCUUUCUGCUUAUUCAACCAUUAGCACACAAGACUCAGCUCACUUCCUGGGAAUGAAUGAAAAUGAUGCUACAAACUAUGUGCUGCAACAGGGCUGGGUGUUGGAUUCGGCUUCUCAAAUGCUUACUGUGAAGAAACAGGCAGUUAUAACAGAACAGAAGUUAGACCCCAGUAAAUUACAGCGCUUGACUGAAUAUGUCUUCCAUCUGGAGCACUAAUCAGUUUGUUGGUUCCGGUAUUGGGUGUUUUUCUUACUCUAAAUGGUUGGAGAAAUUAGGUGUCAAAUUUUUAUAGCAACAGAUCUAAGAACGUAUUCGAUGAUUAUUAUCUCUCUUGAUAACUAUAUUUCCUACCAUGAAGUCGAGAAGAGUACAGUUUUUUUUGGAAAAUUUUCUUCGUUAAGGGGCAUUAGUAGAUA
Molecule: messenger RNA, 925 nt
Organism: Solanum dulcamara
Lineage: Eukaryota; Viridiplantae; Streptophyta; Magnoliopsida; Solanales; Solanaceae
Product: COP9 signalosome complex subunit 8
Exons: 5
Coding region: 132-725 (197 amino acids)
Biological process (GO): COP9 signalosome assembly; protein deneddylation
Cellular component (GO): COP9 signalosome
Source: RefSeq, a predicted model, not a curated record